AUGAAACCAAAGGAAUUGAAGGAAUAUAUUUCCAAGGCUAUGAAAUUAAAAGGAAAAGUAGUUAAUUACACUAAAUUGAGGCCGCUCAACGCUAAACCGAAUUCUGGUCAUGCUUCUGAUGGAUCUUCUUCUCCUAGUGAAUAUAGAAAUACUGAUUUUCCUGGUCCUAAUCCAAAUCAUUCGAUAAAUUUGAAUUUACCGCCACAAGAUUCACCUCAACCCACCCCUUUUCCCGACUACAACCCGACUCAAUACUCCACUGAUUAUUACCCACCUCAACCUCAAUAUCCCUCCAAUUACUUUCCACCAAUAUUUGAGUCUCAGCUUCAACCCAAUUAUUAUCCACCACUCCAAAUAGAGUAUCCGACCGGACCAAAUUAUUAUUAUGGAUCAGGAUCUAUGCAACCUACCAAUAACAUGGGUUCUGGAUAUCAAUCGAAUGAUAUGCCACCUACAAAUAAUAUGGGUUCUGGAUAUCAAUAUGGAUAUCAAUCAAAUGAUUUGCCACCCACCAAUAACAUGGGUUCUGGAUAUCUAUCUGAUAUCAUACAACCCUAUAAUAACAUGGAUUUUGGCAAUUAUAACAACAACAAUGGGAACAACAACAACAGUGGGAACAACAACAAUGGGUACAACAACAACAAUGGGAACAACAACAAUAACAAUGGGGACCAAGAUGGUUGCUUUAUUAUGUGA
Impatiens glandulifera is the source of this 696-nucleotide messenger RNA. RefSeq names its product GATA zinc finger domain-containing protein 15-like. The transcript has a single exon. Bases 1 to 696 code for a protein of 231 amino acids. The record is from RefSeq and is a predicted model, not a curated record. Lineage: Eukaryota; Viridiplantae; Streptophyta; Magnoliopsida; Ericales; Balsaminaceae.